AUGAAGUUUUUGAGUCUUGUGGGUAAUUCUUUCGGGUGUUCGGCUUCUGGUGAGCGUUUGGUAUCGGCUGCUAGAGAUGGCGAUCUUCAAGAAGCCAAGGCCCUGUUAGAUUAUAAUCCUCGUCUCGCGAGGUAUUCUACUUUCGGCGUUCGUAAUUCGCCUUUACAUUAUUCUGCGGCUCAGGGCCAUCAUGAGAUUGUUGCUCUUUUGCUCGAGUCUGGAGUUGAUGUUAACCUCAGGAACUAUCGUGGGCAGACUGCCUUGAUGCAAGCAUGCCAAUAUGGCCACUGGGAGGUGGUUCAGAUUCUGAUCCUCUUCAAAGCCAAUAUUCACAGAGCUGAUUAUCUUAAUGGCGGGACUGCACUGCACUUGGCUGCUCUAAAUGGCCAUUUUCGUUGCAUUCGUCUACUGCUUGCAGAUCACAUUCCCAGUAAUCCUAGGUUUUACUGUCACUUGAGGAAAAAAUCACGAAAUAACAAGUCUCUUUUGGAGUUUGAUGAAGGUGCACUCUAUGCAAUAAUCAAUAGACCUGCUGAUGGUGGAGUCACUGCACUUCAUAUGGCUGCAUUAAACGGACAUGUUGAGACUGUUCACCUCCUACUUGAUCUGGGGGCCUCUGUAUCUUACACAACUGUGCAAGAUGGAGCUACUAUUGAUUUAAUCGGUGCUGGUAGCACUCCACUCCAUUAUGCUGCAUGUGGUGGUAAUGCACAGUGCUGCCAGCUUUUACAUCUUACAAGAUGGACACCGUUGAUGGUUGCUCGUUCAUGGCAUAGAGAUUGUCUUGAGCACAUCCUUACUCCAGGAUCGGGCGGCGAAAAAAGGCUUAGUCCUUCCCCAUAUUUAUGCCUUCCUCUUAUGAGCAUUGUGGAGAUUGCCAGAGAAUGCGGAUGGAGAGGCAGUGAUUUAGCCUCGACAUGCUUAGAUCCAUGCGUGGUUUGCUUGGAAAAGAAGUGCACAGUUGCUGCAGAAGGCUGUCUUCACGAGUUGUGCACCCACUGCGCGUUGUACCUAUGUUCCACAAACAGCACAUCCACCGUGGGCCCCAGCCCGCCGGGCUCCAUUGCGUGCCCUUUGUGCCGCCAUGGGAUCGUCUCUUUCGUCAAGCUCCUUGAGACCCGGCCAAUAGUCAAGGGGAUGGAGAGAAGCAUCAGAUCACUGCCCUUGUGCACGUGCUCGGCUGAGGAAACACCCGACUUCACCUGUGUACCAUUUGGUUCUUUGCAUAGCCCGAGUCUCUGCUUGGGUUUCCGUGAGACGAGCCCGCCAUUGCUCGUCAAGUGUUCAAGAUUGAGCUUCAGGAGGUCCGGCUCACAGAGUGAGGGACGGAGAUGGUUGUGUUCGUUUACUCAGUCGGUACCCACUGGAAGCAGCUGA
Striga hermonthica is the source of this 1377-nucleotide messenger RNA. NCBI's taxonomy places the organism in Eukaryota, Viridiplantae, Streptophyta, Magnoliopsida, Lamiales, Orobanchaceae. The record is from the annotation of a GenBank genome assembly.